GUUCUGCUUUGAUAUUUGUUUUUUAGUUUUCCCACUCUGCGAGAAACCGUAAUUAAAAACCCCACAACCUCUCCAUCUUUCGUUGCAUUCACGUUUCUACACCCUCCCUUCUAUAUCGCCCAUUUAAUAGCCUUGAACCAGUUUCUCUAGUACAAAAACGUCGAUGGCCGUUGAUGCUCACCAUUUAAAUCCUAUGUAUUCUUCCAACAGAGAAAUGAUGCAUCCCGUUGAAGCCAACGAUUUAGUCUAUACCACCCAAAUGAGAUAUAACACUGUUCAAGCGACGACCAUGCCGUUUAACCCCACCAUGGAAUGUCAAACUCCUCUGUUGAAUCCAGUUUACAACCUCUCACCGAUUGAUUGUUUGGCUCAAAGGUCCAUGAAACCGAUGAUCCAUUCCGUUGAAAGUUCCUUGACGUUCAACAGCGAGAAUAAUUGUAACAACGUUGAUUUUCUAAGUCCUAUUUCGUCUUCGUCUUUGAGGAAACGUCCCAGAGAAGAAUCAGCCGCAGUUAACCAUAUACCGAGACAGAGACAUUGCACUGAUCCUCUCAUGUUUCUAGGCCAAGACUUGUCUUCUAACGUCCAACAUCACAACUUCGAUAUCGACCGCUUGGUCUCUCAUCACGUUGAGAUAAUGAGAAUGGAGAUUGAACAGAAGAGAAAAGCGCAAGGUAGGAAGAUAAUGGAAGUCAUUGAACAAGGGUUGAUGAAGACACUGAGAGCAAAAGACGAAGAGAUCAAUCACAUCGGAAAACUAAACCACUUUCUUGAAGAGAAAGUUAAGUCUCUCUGCGUAGAGAAUCAGAUAUGGCGUGACAUGGCACAGACUAAUGAAGCCACCGUGAACUCCCUACGUUCAAACUUACAACAAGUCCUCGCAGCCGUGGAACGUAACAAGUGGGAGGAGCCCACGGCGGCUGACGACGCGCAGUCUUGUUGUGGAAGCAACGACGAGGGUGAUAGUGACGAGCGGUGGAGGUUAGCAGGAGAGGCUAAAAGCGUGCGUACGACCGCAAGCACUAUGUGUAGAGGGUGUGGAAAAGGAGAAGCAAGUGUGUUACUGUUACCGUGUAGACACAUGUGUUUAUGCAGUGUGUGUGGAUCUUCGGUUAACACUUGUCCAGUCUGUAAAUCUCCAAAGAACGCUAGUCUCCAUGUUAAUCUUUCCUCGUGAAACUAACGUCACUAGUAAAUUGUAAAUGUCCUUGAAAUAGUAAAUAGUUGAAACAGUCUCCACCAUCAA
Raphanus sativus (radish) is the source of this 1246-nucleotide messenger RNA. RefSeq names its product probable BOI-related E3 ubiquitin-protein ligase 3. Bases 164 to 1177 code for a protein of 337 amino acids. Gene Ontology annotation, biological process: regulation of programmed cell death. The record is from RefSeq and is a predicted model, not a curated record. Gene Ontology annotation, molecular function: ubiquitin-protein transferase activity. Lineage: Eukaryota; Viridiplantae; Streptophyta; Magnoliopsida; Brassicales; Brassicaceae. The transcript is spliced from 3 exons.